AUGACCAAAGCGCAGCUCGUCGAGCAAGUAUCUCCAGACUCUCUGAAGAACAAGCUACGAAAGUUACGGACCGAGUUUGUGGCGAUCCAGCGCAGCUUGACAGCAACCGGUAACGACGAGCAGACGACCCCUGCGAAGCCAGGCUACUACGCGGACAUGUUGGUUGCGUUCGCUGAUCUACAUGGGCUUGGGGACAUUGAGUUUGGCAUGGAUCGUGCUGCAAGUGCGAGCCUCAGUGAAGAUAAUCAAGGUCUGGAUACUCGUGCGAUCGGUGAGUCCGUUUCGAUGAGCUCCAUGCGUGACGCCAAGCGGAAGGAUGAGAUCGACAUGGAGAUUCAACGCCAACGUCAAGUCCGGGGGAAGAAGCAACAGCCUGAUCUUGCGAAGCGGCAAAUCCGAGCCCGUGUGGUUGCCAAAGACGUAGCGGCCUUCCUACUCGAAACUGGGCACCUCUCGUACGACCCCUACAUCAAAACGGAGCGUGAAACGGCACUGCGGUCGGUACAGAAGUACGUCAAAUAUUGUGGCUACCUGCGUGGCUCCAAGCGAGGAAAGAAAUCACUGGCCCUCACAGAGGCCAACACAAUCCUCCGCGACAACUAUGUACGGUUCAUGUGUCAGGCUACGCAACAAGUACACACAACAGACCGUCGAACUGUCGUCUACCUUGACGAGGGCUUCAUCAAUCAGCACUACAACAUAAACGACAUAUCGCUCUACGACGACCUGGACGUGCAGGUCAAGGCCAUACACAAAGGCCGUCGGUUUCGUUUCAUUGCCGCCAUUGUCGACGGUGGCCCUUUCGAGUCUUUCGUGGUGUGCUACGAGAAGUUUUUUGGCGGAAAGCAAACAAAGGACUAUCACGGCAUGGUCGACCACAAGUACUUUGUUGCCAGGUUUGGCCGCUUGCUCGUUGAUUUGGCGGAUCGCGGGAUAUCCAACACUAUCAUCGUCAUGGACAAUGCAAAGUAUCAUAAGUGCAUACCGGAUGCAACACCGCGCUUUUCAUGGCGGAAAGCUGAUUUGAUGGUGGCUUGCGACGCCUUGGGGAUUGAGCACACCCCUGGAGAACUAAAAGCAUCCAUUUGGUCAAAACUCCAACCAUACACCGCAUCCGUCGUACCCGUCGUUGUCGAGAUGGCGUCCGCCGCUGGCCACGAAGUUGUUACGACGUUGCACGAUGUCGAGAUGCGCUUGGACUUGGCGUUCGAUGCCGUCACUUCAGCAAUGGUCCACGGCUGCAUCAAGAAGUCGGAGCAGGGCCUCUUGGAGCUACAUCGUCACAUUAGUACGAUCGAUGAAGAUGAUUACCAUGUCGUGUGCCUCCGAUGA
Aphanomyces astaci is the source of this 1332-nucleotide messenger RNA. RefSeq lists its product as hypothetical. The transcript has 4 exons. The record is from RefSeq and is a predicted model, not a curated record. Gene Ontology annotation, molecular function: nucleic acid binding. NCBI's taxonomy places the organism in Eukaryota, Oomycota, Saprolegniomycetes, Saprolegniales, Verrucalvaceae. The coding region runs from base 1 to 1332 and encodes 443 amino acids.